AUUUUCCAUACAAAACUCCCGCUCGUCUCUUUCUCUGAUUUACCAUCAAUAAGAUCCAACCGUCCAUUUUCUCAUCAAGAACUUCGAUCCUUCUCAGAGCUCACCUUCCCCACCCUUCGAGCCCCAAACCCUCUCGAAUCUCGAUUCCGGAUUCUCAAUUCUCGAUCCCUUCCGGCCAUGGCGAAGGAGAAGGAGAAGGAGAAGAGAGGGAUCAACGUCCUUGCCCUCGCUGGUGGCGCUGCCCUCGUUGCCGUCGCGGUAAACCUUGCCAUCUCCGCCAUUAACACCAAGAAAUCCAAGAGUCACAAGAAGAAAGAUCUUCCAGGUUCCAGUGUGCGCAUCAAGCUCUCAGCAUCAGAAAUUCAUAAAUUGACUGACCAAAUCAUUGCUAAGUCAAAGGAAAUAUAUGAUCUGGUAGCAUCAGUUCCAAUUGAGAAAGUCACAUACUUGAAUGUUAUUGCACCUCUAGUGGAACUAGAGGCAUACCAGUUUCCUUUGGUGCAGUCAUGUUUAUAUCCUAAGAUGGUGUCUACAUGUGAUGAUGUUCGCAAAGCCAGUGCAUAUGCAGAAAAGGAAUUAGACAGUCACUUUCUUAUGUGCAGAAAGCGUGAGGAUGUAUAUCGUGUCAUCAAGGCCUUUGUUGAAAGAGGAGAAAAAUCAGAUCUUGAAUCUAAACAUUUUUUCCGGUGCUUGGUUAAAGAUUUUGAACGGAACGGCGCUAACCUUACUCUGAGCAAGAAAGAAGAACUAGAGAGAUUAACAUCUCAAAUAGAUGAGUUAACUUUUCAAUAUAUCAAUAACUUGAAUGGUGAUAAUAGUUUUCUUCUCUUUCACGAAUCAGAGCUAGAUGGGAUGCCCAGAGAGUUUAUCAAGAGCUUGGAAGAAAUUGAAGGCAGAAAACUGAAGAUUGCUUUGAAAAGCUAUAAUGUUUCUGCAGUACUUGAGCACUGUAAGAUAGGUGCUACACGGAAGUUGGUAGCUGCGUCUUAUGGAAAGAGACGUGGAAAAGAAAAUCUUGAUAUCUUAGAAAAAUUGGUCCAGCUGCGCCAUAAAGUUGCUCGUUUGCUUGGCUAUCCUAACUAUGCUGAUUUUGCUCUUGAAUCUAGAAUGGCAAGAACAUCUGCAAAGGUUUUUGAAUUCUUAGAGGAUAUCUCAGAUAAUUUGACUGACUUGGCCACUAGAGAACUUACUAUCCUUAAAGAUUUGAAGAGAAAGGAGGAAGGUGAUUCUCAGUUUGGAAUGGAAGAUAUAGCUUAUUACAUGAGGCGGGCUGAAGAACAGCAGUUUGACCUCGAUCUUGGAGAAGUCAAACAAUAUUUUCCUUUUGAUUUAGUUCUCACUGGGAUUUUCAGAAUAUUACAGGAUCUAUUUGGUCUAAGAUUUGAAGAGAUUAAAGAUGUUGAAGCUUGGCAUGAAUCUGUUCGCCUGUUUUCUGUUCGAGAUAUCAGCUCCAGCGAACUUUUAGGUUACUUUUACCUUGAUCUAUUUUCAAGAGAGGGAAAAUACACCCAUACCUGUGUGUUGGCCCUCCAAAAUGGAUGCUUAUCUCCUAAUGGGACACGUCAGAUUCCUAUUGCGUUGGUAAUAGCCCAGUGCCCUAAACAAAUUGAUGGAAACCCAACACUGUUGCGAUUUACUGAAGUUGUUACUCUUCUUCAUGAGUUCACCCAUGUGGUCCAUCAUAUUUGCAAUCGUGCUUCUUUUUCUAGGUUCUCUGGAUUACGUCUCGAAGCUGAUUUCUGCGAAAUUCCCGGCCGGCUUCUUGAAAACUGGUGUUACGAAAGUUUUUCACUGAAAAUGAUGUCCGGAUUCCAUCAGGACAUUACAAAGUCUAUCGCAACUGAGUUGUGCAGAUCCUUGAAAAGAAGGAGAGAUAUGUUUUCUGGCAUUAAAUUGAAGCAAGAAGUUCUUCUUUGUCUUAUAGAUCAAAUAAUUCAUUCCAGUGAGAAUGUGGACAUUGUGGAACUACUCAAGCAUCUCCAUCCGAAGAUUAUGCUAGGAAUUCCUUUGUUAGAUGGAACCAACCCAGCCUCAUGCUUUCCUCGAUUCGCUAUUGGCUAUGAGGCUACUUGUUACAGUUACCUCUGGAGUGAGGUUUUUGCAGCUGAUAUAUUUGUAUCGAAGUUUCAAGAUGAUUUAUUGAACCAAUAUGCUGGUCUUCAAUUCAGGAACAAGGUACUGGCUCCAGGAGGUGCGAAGGAAGCACUUGAAAUUCUUUCAGAUUUUUUGGGGAGAGAGCCAUCAAUCCAGCCCUUCAUUGAAACAAAAAUAAGAAAUAGUUUGUAGUUAUGCCAUAUAUAUAUAUAUAUGUAUGUAUGUAUGUAGAGAGAGAGAGAGAGAGAAUAAAUAGCUGUAGCUAUGCCUACCUCUCUUGGGUUCUUCCUGAAAUUUUGCAAUUUUCUCCUAAAUUUAUUUCCGAAUAUUUUUUCCAUUUGAAUUUCUUUUGGAGCAAGAAAUACAGUAAUAUUAUUGCCGGUGUUCUUCAAAUUGUGAGUUUGUUGUGGAGGCGUUGGGUUAAGUGGAUUUUUCUUUUUUAUUAAAUUGUGUUGGAGAAAAGAUUGU
Molecule: messenger RNA, 2562 nt
Organism: Dioscorea cayenensis subsp. rotundata (Guinea yam)
Lineage: Eukaryota; Viridiplantae; Streptophyta; Magnoliopsida; Dioscoreales; Dioscoreaceae
Product: probable thimet oligopeptidase
Exons: 21
Coding region: 178-2286 (702 amino acids)
Biological process (GO): proteolysis; peptide metabolic process
Molecular function (GO): metalloendopeptidase activity
Source: RefSeq, a predicted model, not a curated record